This is a messenger RNA of Seminavis robusta, 3454 nucleotides long. NCBI's taxonomy places the organism in Eukaryota, Bacillariophyta, Bacillariophyceae, Naviculales, Naviculaceae. The record is from the annotation of a GenBank genome assembly.
CUGGGGGUCACUUCACAGUCAACACCGACACAAACUUCAAUCCGUUAUAGAAUCAAAGCUACCCGAAGUUAAGAGGGACAAUUGAGACAAUGAGCAGUCGAUCGGGUGGUGGCGUCCCAUUGAAGAAGAGGCGUAUCGAUACCGUCGACAGCUAUAACCUGGAACAAUUCAAAUUUGACGAUGGAAGCGAUGGAGCCGCGCAAAAACCAAAGAAACAGGCAGAAUGUGACAUCAUUUCGAUUGAGGACGAUUCGGAUAAUGGUGACGACGACAGCGCCUAUUCCAACUCUUCCUCCGAGUCCGAAGCAAUGAUGGACUUGAAACUUCCUGAUCAGGAUUAUUCUCAAGAAUCCAUGGAUUCGCUCAGCCCAAAUCUCAAGACGCAGCCUUCUGCUUCAGCCCUUAAAAAGCGUAGACGGCAAAAGCAGUCCACAAAAUCACCGACAAAAACCACAAGUGUCAAGGACAGAAAGCGCAAGGUAUCCUUGUCGCCCCAAGAUUCUUUAGCUAAGCUGGGGGAUAUCAGAAGUAACGGGUCCUCUACUGAGAGAAGCACAUUGAAGCUCACCAAAGUAACCGCUGGCAAGAAGAAAACGAAAAAACCUGCGACGACAACGGCUUCUACGGCAGCCACUGAUAAGCCCAAAAAGAAGGCGACAAAGAAUGAUAACCUGGCGAAAAGCAAGAAGAAGGAGUCGUCCAAGAGCAAACCAGCUACAGAGACGGAACAGUGGCAGAAGGAAUUGGACCAGAUGACACCAUUGACCAAGAACAGGGCAAUCAUACUGGCAUCGUUCAAAAAGCCCGAUGACCCGGAUGAUUCCGUCAACGCACACAAGAGGAACUCAGUCCAUUCAUUCCCUGACGAAGGUGAAUCUGAAUCUGAUGAGGAAGAAUUGCUGCGUGAUCCAUUCGAAAAGCGAAUUCCACGAAAGAAACCAAAGGAGAAACCGGAACAAUCCACAGCUGCGCCAGCUACCGGUACAGCCGCCACAACCGAGGCAGCCUCAAAGGAACGACUUCCGAAUUCCAAGUUGGGAGCGACAAAUAGAAACAGCGAGUCUCCACAGUUGCCCGUCUCGUCGGAGCCCAAACGAUCAGAUGCUCUCGCAGAAAGCAAAAAGUUUGACAAUGCAGCAGACAAGGAGAACAGUGAGCCAACCCAGCCCAAACAAAAGGCCAUUGGGGAUAAGAAGAAGAAGAAGCUACCCACAUCUGGACCAGGAAUUGUUGGUCCACCGCUCGAUGACAAACCCGAAGUGGGCCGUUCAUACAUCAAAGCCGUGAAAGAGGUUUCUGACAGAAACGAAAGAACCACGGCAGUUGUGCCUUCAAAUCCCAAGGCCAAUGGCCAGCAGAAGCUGGGCAAGACUAUCUGUGAUAAGUCUCUGUCUGGAUCAGGGGAGAAUGCUCAGCAAUGCGCAAAAGAAAAACCCACCAGCAAGAGUGAUGGUGAUCUCAUCAAAGAUGCACCCAAGGAGGGGGGAAACAGCACGACAAAGGAAGCUGUGUCCAGCAAGCCAAAGAAGAAGAAGAAAGGGAAGAAGGAAACCGCCCACAAAGCAUCGAAGGAAGCAGCAGUGGGAACUGCUUCAAAAGGCAGUCCCACCAGCAAGAGUGAUAGUGAUCCCAUCAAAGAUGCACCGAAGGAGGGGAAAACCAGCACGACGAAGGAAGCUGUGUCCAGCAAGCCAAAGAAGAAGAAAGGGAAGAAGGAAACCGCUGACAAAGCAUCGAAGGAUGCAGAAGUGGGAACUGCUUCAAAAGGCAGUACCGCCUCGGCUCGGUCGGUGGAAGGGAUAUCGAAAUCGAACAAAACUGGAUGCAAAGGCAAGAAACCAGCAGCACCGGAAGCAUUGAAGGGGAAAGAUAAGACAUCCUCUGUCACUGUUCCCCAGGACUCAACAACUUGCACGGCCACAUCGAAAGAGUUACCCGUGAAGGCCGACGCAAUCGUUACCAAAAACUCUGCUUCCACUGCACUAAAGAAGGCAGAACCAAAGAAUGCCCAACUAACUAAGGAGUCGGACAUGGCUUCAAAGAAAGUGGCAGAAAAAGCAAAGGUGGCAGCCAAAGCAAAAGGAGCUGGAACGUCCAAGAAAGCCAAGCCCAAGAAGAAGCGAUACGAUCAGCAGAUCUUCGAUCACAUGUUCGCAGCAAUGAAGCCGUUCAAUCUCAAAGGUCUAGCCCAGGAACUCGAUACGACUGAGCAGCAACUGCACCAUACGCUCCUUGCGAUGAAGGAUAAGAAGCUUGUGCUGGAGAAGGAAUUCACUUUCCCCAAGGGGAAGACCAAGACAUUAAUUUGGGCAAACCUGGACCAUAAACAGUGCGAGACUGAUUAUUCUGCGGAGAAAGCCUCAGCCGCAAACCAGGAGCUACAGCUUCUUAUGAAACAUGAGAGGGAUGUUCAGAACGAGAUCAACUCAGUCGGCAAAACCCCCAGCAACGAUGACUUGACCUCAGCUUUGGCCUCUCAAGAGGAAGAAGUUACGAAGCUCAAGGCUCAACUAAAACAAAUGAAAGCAAGGAUAGAGUCUGCGAAGGCGGGGGCUGCGUUAGCUCCCAAACCUGGUGUCCGGAGCUUUCUGGCCAAGCCAAAGAGUGCCGCUCAGCUAGCCCGUGAACGAUGCCCCCGUCGCUUGAAGAUAAGAAUCAACGCAAUGAGGAAUGAAUGGAUGGUCCGGCGGGUAAAGUGCCGCGACUUUGUCGACAUGCUUGCUGAUGGGAUGGAAAAGAAACCCAAAGACAUUGUGAAGCUCUUGGAAUUGGAGACAGAUGAAAUGGUGGGCGUGACAUUGCCGCCAAAGAUCCAAUUGGAAGUCUAACUGGCUGGGGCAAUUCUAUGAAAUGGCUUCUAUUAUCAACUAGCUUGUAUACGUGUUUUCACUGGUUAAACACUGUCCAAAACAACGCUCAACACAACCUCCUUCACUUCAAACUUGUCUGGAUCUGAGUUGUAGUCAGUAUCGAAGUAAUAGUCAUCAAUUUGAGCUUCCUGGCCCUCGAUGUUUUGCAGAAGUGAUAGGACCGCGAACCUCGGAUAGUCUGGGUAAAGCCGGAACCCUUGCUCUUGUAGGAGCAUUUGUGAUCCCAGGGUGAUAUCUCCAUCAAGUGCAAGGGUGAAUGACAAAGAAUUCGUGUCAUCAAUCCAGUCUAGAAUGCUUUCCCGAUCCACUUCGCUGCGUUCCGUCAAGGAGAGGAGACCCUUUUGUUUGAGUUGUUGACAAAGCUGCUCUAUUUGAUUGAAUUUGGCAUUGAGCAACAGCUCUGUUUUUGGUUGUUGCUUUCCUCUUUCGGAGUCCUGGGGAAGUAGCAAAGCGACCAGUUGAUCGCCUGUCUGUUUCUCAAAGGAGCGUCGAAACGCAUUGAAAUCAAACUCUUUGCCUUGCUGAAUGAUGAGGUCCGAGUAGGCUUUGAAGUGAACAUAGGAAUAAAAGUUGAAUUGUGCAGC